This is a messenger RNA of Dicentrarchus labrax (European seabass), 1283 nucleotides long. RefSeq names its product methyltransferase-like protein 27. The record is from RefSeq and is a predicted model, not a curated record. The transcript has 5 exons. NCBI's taxonomy places the organism in Eukaryota, Metazoa, Chordata, Actinopteri, Moronidae. Gene Ontology annotation, molecular function: S-adenosylmethionine-dependent methyltransferase activity. The coding region runs from base 125 to 805 and encodes 226 amino acids.
CUUACCAGUGUCAGUUUCAUUCACACUUUAAACUUACAAUCUAUAAUGUGUAUUCUGAUAUCUACUACUGUUACUUCACUUUGUUCUUUCUGGUUCUUUCUUCCUUUGAACAGCUUUGUAUAUAAUGUCAGCUGUCACUAACACAUUUGAGAAUGUGAAAGCGGUUAUCUUAUCAGCUCAUAAGAGCUCCACAUCAAGAGAAAAGGUCAACUUCUACAACUCCUGGGCAGAGAACUAUGAUCAGGAUGUGGCUGUUCUGGACUACCGUGCACCAAGUCUGGCAGCAAACAGCAUCUCCUCCCAUUUCAACGGUGAUCGUGAAGCAGCCGUUGUGCUGGAUGUGGCCUGUGGGACAGGACUGGUGGCCAAACAGUUGAGGAAACACGGAUUUAAACAUUUUAUGGGUAUUGAUGGAAGUGAGGCUAUGUUGGACUUGGCCAGAGAGAGCGGGUUGUACCAGGACCUGAAGCAGUCCCUGCUGGGAGAGGAGCCGCUACCUGUCCAAUGGGGUUUCUUUGAUGUGGUUGUUAUUGUUGGAGCGCUGAGUGUUGGUCAGGUCCCGGUUGAUGCAGUCAGAAACUUGUGCAACUCCACCAAACCAGGUGGCUACGUUUGCAUGACAACCAGAAGUAACUGUGACAAUGUGGACUACAAAGUUUCCCUGGAGCGUGAGCUGAAGCAGAUGGAGGAAGAGGGAUUGUGGACUUGUGUAGACGUCACUGAGGUGGAAGACUGGGAGAGAGCGGUGUCAGAGCAGGAGGACGGCUACACAUCUGGUGCUGUGUACCUCUAUAAGAAACUAUAAGUGUAGCAUGACCAUGUAGAUGUGACUUUGUAUCUCAGCAAAUGAACAAAACAGCAUUAUUAAAGAAGAUACAAAAUAUUCAAAUAACUCAUAUUAGACUUCAAAAAGAAAGUGUCUAGAUUUUUUGAUACUUUCAGCCUCUUAAAGACCCAGAGUUGAAGAUGCGAAACUGCAUGAGUAGAUUUGAGGCUUGAAAUGUUAAUGACUAGAUGGUUCAGUUUCAUGAUUAACAGUAUCCACAUUACGUUGUACUUCAUAUGUCUACAGAUGUGCAGUAUCUUGUGGAUUAUGCAGUAAAGUCUUAAUAGAAAAUGAUUGCAAACAUGAGAAUGAUGUAAGAAAAUGAGUGUGAAAAUGAUUUCUGUUUAUUCUGUGUGUUUAGUGCAUUAAUAUCUGCAUUAAUAUAACAAACAGGAUUGUUAAUGAAUAUUCAUAAUAAUUAUGCCCUUGGAGAAUAAAGGUUUUUUAUUUAAAGCUA